AUGCGUUUUUCCGCGUCCGCGGUCGCCACGGCGGCCUUGAUGGCUGGGGCAGCCAUUGCUGAGCCUCUUGCUACGAUCACGCCUUGCCCGGCGCUUACGACCUCGACCAUCCCUCCCAUCACAGUCACAGAGCAGUACCAGUCUGUGUCGACAUGUGCCCCGACCUCUGCGUGCUUCCGGGGAUCUUGUGUCACCAAGUACGCGCUUGAGACCUUCGCAUAUGUCAACACGGUCAUUCCUUGCGCCUGGGAUGGCGAGAGCGAGUCGACCACCACGGUCACUGCUACCCAACAGGAGGUCACUGUCUCUGUCUACCACACCACGAUCACCAAGACUGUCACCCCGACGGUCUCGGUGACCAAGAACGGCACAAUCUAUCUGGUUCCUUCGCCCACCCCGAUCGAGCUCACCAUUGGCAAGGAGUUCAAGGCGCCAUUCAACCACAUUGGUCCGCUUGCCAUCCCCGGCUAUGGUGGCAGCGGUCUCUGUGAGGAGUGCAAAGUCCAGGCAGACGGCAGCCGCUCGCAGGUUGUUGAUGUCGUUGAGUGCCGUGCUGGUCCCGGAGGCUCCAAGUGCAUGGGCUACGCCGAGACCUGGAUCUCGAAGCCUGCGCCAUCUGUGUCUUCCACCACUGUUGCGCCGGUCUCGACCAACUUCGUAGCCCCCAGCGCCGGCACGUACACCUUCACCUUCACCUUGACUGCCCCAUCCCGUGUCAUCACGGUCGACACCGAGACAAUCACCGUGGCGCCCAGCCCAUUCUUCGCCCAUGUUACUCGUGCCUGCCACCGCCCGCACCAGACUAUUGACUUCACGACCACCAUCACGAAGACAAUCUACUGGACCGUGCCAUGCAGCCGACAACCACCCAAGACAUCCAGCGCUGUUCCCUUCCCUACUGGUCACUUCCCGUGGUUCCCUAAGCCAACCGGUGCCAACAAUGCUGUCGGUGGCAACGGAGGCCAGGGCUUCGACUGGGCUGACUGGGGCAGCGACGAUGUCACCAACCCGACUGUCACACUGCCAGGUCAAUGGAACGACUGGGUUACCGAGACCAAGACUGUCACGGCCACCGUCACCUCCAACACUGACAACCCUAUUGGUGGCUCCAUUACCAGCUCGAGCUCGUCGGCCGCGGCCACUAGCUCCAGCUCCAGCUCUGCGGCAGCAGCGAGCAGCUCCAGCAGCUCCACCUCGUCGAGCAUCACCUCUGCGUUGACCACCACCACCUCGAACACUGCAACCGACAACCCCAUCGGUGGUUCCCUCACCAGCUCCAGCUCGUCGGCGGCGGCCACCAGCUCCUCUAGCUCCUCGUCCGCCGCCAGCUCCAGCUCUGCCUCCAGCUCCUCCAGCUCUGCCUCCAGCUCGUCCGCCGCCAGCUCCAGCUCUGCCUCCAGCUCGUCCGCCGCCAGCUCCAGCUCUGCCUCCAGCUCAUCCGCAGCGGCCACAAGCUCCAGCUCUAGCAGCACGGCAGCCAGCAGCUCUUCGUCCAGCACUACUGCGGCGGCCAGCUCCAGCUCUGCCUCCAGCUCUUCGGCGGCGGCUUCAAGCUCUAGCUCGACCAGCGCUGCCCAGUCUAGCUCUAGCUCUUCCACCUCGGCCGCGGCAUCCUCAAGCUCGUCGAGCACAUCUUCCGCUGCUUCCACCACUACCACUGUUGCUCCACCCGCCACCACCGGAUUCUACAUCACUUCCAACACCGGUGCCAAGUACCACAAGCGUGCUCUUGUCUACAUUGGUUUCGAGGGAGAUGAUGGUGUCUUGGUCACCGACAAGAGUGAGGCUGCCAUUUUCUACUUGGACACUGAUGGCUUCCUGCGAUCUGGUCUGCUCUUUGUGUUGGCCGACUUCAGCCAGCCAUACAUUGCCUUCCAGUUGAGCGACUCCCCGCCUGCCACCUUGUCCACCUGGACAAUCGGCUCAGAUGGCACCCUUACUGCCACUGCCGCCGGCGGCUUCUGUGUCUCCACUUCCAGCUUUGUCUUUAUCAUCUUCAGCCAACAGCCACCGUUCACUUGCACUGCUAUCACCUUGGUUGCUCAACCUGUCAAUGCUGCCACGUCCUCGACCACCAGCACCACUACCACUGAGGCUACAACCACCACUGAGGCUACGACUACAACUACCACUGCCGAGCCGACGACGACCUCGACCAUUGCUCCUUCUACCACUACAACGUCUGAAGAGACUACGAGCACUACCACGACUGAGGCCACCACCACUACUGAGUCCACCACGACCACUGCUGAGCCAACUACUACGACCACCGAGUCAACUACCAGCACCAGUGCGGCUCCUACGACUACUACCACGGAGGAAGCCACCACGACCACCACUACCGCUGACAUCUCUGCUGAUGUCGCAGCUGAGCCAACUCCGGCUGGACCCGUCCGCCGUGGUAUCCAAUACGGUGGUCGCCGCUACUACAAUCACCGCCGCUAG
Messenger RNA from Exophiala dermatitidis NIH/UT8656, 2445 nucleotides. RefSeq lists its product as uncharacterized. NCBI's taxonomy places the organism in Eukaryota, Fungi, Ascomycota, Eurotiomycetes, Chaetothyriales, Herpotrichiellaceae. Gene Ontology annotation, molecular function: oxidoreductase activity, acting on the CH-OH group of donors, NAD or NADP as acceptor. The record is from RefSeq and is a predicted model, not a curated record. The transcript is spliced from 3 exons. The coding region runs from base 1 to 2445 and encodes 814 amino acids.